Molecule: messenger RNA, 1447 nt
Organism: Asparagus officinalis (garden asparagus)
Lineage: Eukaryota; Viridiplantae; Streptophyta; Magnoliopsida; Asparagales; Asparagaceae
Product: endoglucanase 19-like
Biological process (GO): carbohydrate metabolic process
Molecular function (GO): carbohydrate binding; hydrolase activity, hydrolyzing O-glycosyl compounds
Source: RefSeq, a predicted model, not a curated record
UUAACUCUCCUCAACUCUCUCACACUCCUCUCUUGUCUUCCUCUCUUAUCUUUUUCCUUUUGUUUUCUCAGUGAUAAUCACUUAAUUAACCGCAUUGCGAUCAAGUUUUGUUAAUUAAUCACCCACAUUAAUGGCUUGGGGUGUGGUUCAUCUUGGUGUGGUAAUGCUAGUAGCUCUUUCUCCAUUUGUUAAUGGUGGUGGGCAUGACUAUGGGAGAGCUUUGAGUAAGAGCAUUCUCUUCUUUGAGGCUCAGAGAUCUGGUUACCUCCCUAAGAACCAGAGGGUCACUUGGAGAGCUAAUUCUGGCCUUCAAGAUGGAAAGGCUAGUGGGGUGGAUUUAGUAGGAGGAUACUACGAUGCAGGGGACAAUGUGAAGUUUGGGCUGCCCAUGGCCUUCACCGUCACUAUGAUGUCCUGGAGCAUUGCUGAAUAUGGCAAGCAAAUGGCCGCCAGCGGAGAACUGAGCCAUGCUCUUAACGCCGUCAGGUGGGGAACUGACUAUCUCAUUAAAGCUCAUCCCGAGCCCAAUGUCCUCUAUGGACAGGUUGGUGAUGGCAACUCUGACCACUACUGCUGGCAGCGGCCAGAGGACAUGACAACCAACCGGCAAGCUUAUCGGAUGGUCUUCCGCCGGUUCGAUCCGGCCUACUCGAGAGAGCUCCUAACUCAUGCUCGACAGCUCUUCGAGUUUGCUGACAAAUACCGGGGUAAAUACGAUGGCAGUAUAAAGCCUGCACAAAAAUACUACCGCUCUGUUAGUGGAUACGGGGAUGAGCUCUUGUGGGCAGCUGCGUGGUUGUAUCAGGCUACAAAUGAUCAUUAUUAUCUUGAUUAUUUGGGUAAUAAUGGCGAUGAACUUGGUGGGACCGGGUGGCAACUUACCCAGUUCGGUUGGGACGUCAAAUAUGCUGGUGUACAAGUUCUUGCUUCUAAGUUCCUCCUACAAGGGAAGGCAGCUCAACAUUCAGUCCGCCAGGACCAGCAUCCAAUGCUCGUCGGGAACCGCUAUUGCUCCUGUUUAACUCCUAGGCUUUGCCAAGUCUCAGGGCCUAUGCUUGGAGUAUUAGCUCGUCUUGGUGCUGGUCAUAGUGGAGAUAAUCAACUUCUUGUGGAGAUUCCGUUGCCUGAUAAACCCUUCACUUCUCCAGGAACCAAAUCAAUUUCGCCAUUUGCAAUUGAGCAGAAAGCAACAACAUCAUGGGAUUUCAGAGGAACAAAGUACUACAGGUACUCUGCAAUGGUUACCAACAAGUUAUCUAAAAUUGCAAAGAACCUCAACAUUUCGAUAUCAAAGUUCAAUGGUGAAUUGUGGGGGCUAACAAAGUUAGAGAAUGGAUAUUAUCCUACAUGGGUUGAGUCGUUGCCUGCGGGUAAAAGCUUUGAGUUUGUUUACAUCCACUCGGAUACUCAAGCUGACAUCUCGGUCUCUGGCUAUACAUUGAUCUAA